AGGGAGAGGCGUUGCCUAAUCGCCAAUGGGCGGGCGCUGGUGAAGCGGAGCAGCCAAUGAGUGCAAGAUGUUGAGUGACAGCUGUCCAAUAGGGACGCUCAGUGCUAGUAUGGUUUGCGCCUUAAGCGCCGCCGGGGCCUGAGGAAUGUCAACUAUUCAACAUGGAGGAGGAGGUCGAUAAGCUGGAAUUGAUGUUCCAGAAAGCUGAUUCUGAUCUGGAUUACAUUCAAUACAGGCUGGAAUAUGAAAUCAAGACUAAUCAUCCUGAUUCAGCAGGCGAGAAAAAUCCAGUUACACUCUUACAGGAAUUGUCAGCAAUAAAGUCCCGAUAUCAAACUUUGCAGGCACGCUUUAAGCCAAUUGCUGAUGAGCAGAAAGAGAUUAAGAGCCGCAUUUGUGCUACUUUCAAUAAGACUAUGACCAUGAUACAAGAACUACAAAAGCAAACAGACCUGGAGCUGUCACCACUGACUGAAGAAGAGAAAACUGCAGUACAGCAAUUAAAAUCUCACAUGUCAGAUUUAUGAAGAAAUGGACUUGCAAAAGGGAACUCUGGUGGAGAAGAGAUCAAUUCCAGAGAGAUUUAGGAAGAUGUCUUGUUAGCAUAUGGUAACUAGAGGUGGGGUAUGGUGAAAGAGAAAAUUUGGCCUGGGUGACUGGAUAGUGAUGCCUUUCACAAGAGGGAAAUAUAAGGACAGAUAUGAAUAAAUUUCAGUCAAAAGGAUGGAAUGGGAAAAGGAUUUAAAUAUAUGCACACUUAGUUUUGCAAUUUCAGGCAAGAAAGUCUCAACACUAUUUUGCAUCUGUUUUUGUAUAAUCAGGAUAACAAAGAUGUUCUAUCAUAAAAGAAUGAUUAUAGGGCGAGCUCAAAGGCUUCUUUGAGGCCGAGGGUGGGUGCGACUCGCCCGCAGCGGUUACGGGAGCCAGUAAGCCUGUCGCAUUUGGCCGUGCAGAGCAGGUGCCCGGUGCUGGCCCGCGCACCGCCGCCCAUCGCGCCGUCGCUGCUGGAGCAGGUGGUGCGGGAGGCGCAGGAGCUCCAGCGGGAGCUGCAGCGCCAGAGGCUUAGCGUCUAUGGCACCGCCGAGGUCAAGGAGCCUGCGCCGAGCCUAAUGGCGAUCAGGGGCAAUGGAAAGCUGGCGGUGAUCUGGCCUCCCCGCAGAAAGGCUUCUGAGAACGGCCUGGAGCAGGAGGAGCGGAAGCCUUGAGGUUAGAGCAGGCUGGGAUCCCCGGCCAAAAGUAACAUGCCCGUCAGAGGACCCGGACAAGAGGAGCCCGAGCGUGCUCUCGGGAUAAGCAGACGUCCCGAAGAGGGACCCGCGGUCUGCACUAGGGAAGAUGAAGCCUACCAGCCCAUCCUUGAACUUCAUUUUGUGAAAUUGAUUCGUUUCUGCUACAAAACUGUUAUUUUCCAUUGGCAAAUACCACUACAACAACCUAACCAAUGAAACGGUCCAGCCCUUCUCCACCUAACCGAAAACCGAGCGAGCCUCUCCCUCCGGCCUUGCAUGGAGUCACCAUCUCGGCUUCCCCAUCCCCCAAUAAAGUCCCUUCUUACUGGGCAAAAAAAAAAAAAAAGAAUGAUUAUGUACUGUCAGUCAAAUGUGAAUGAAUGUGCAUUGGAAAUUAAAGAUGGAAAAAAUAUUUGUAUUAUAUAUUAUAUAUGUAUAUAAUUUUCUAUUUUUGAAAAUUUUAAUUGAAGAUGUGGUCACAUUAUCAGUGAGAUUGCUAAGUGACCUAUAGUGUCCCAUAAAACCUAACCUUUGUAAUAAGCUGGUUUCUCUGUGACAGCCUCUUUUAUUUUUGUCCUAUUCCUUUUGCUUGCUAAUGUUGAGCAACAUGAGUUCUGCUUUCAAA
Messenger RNA from Myotis lucifugus (little brown bat), 1854 nucleotides. It is a transcript of the gene SKA2, whose product is annotated as spindle and kinetochore associated complex subunit 2. Bases 162 to 527 code for a protein of 121 amino acids. NCBI's taxonomy places the organism in Eukaryota, Metazoa, Chordata, Mammalia, Chiroptera, Vespertilionidae. Gene Ontology annotation, molecular function: microtubule binding. The record is from RefSeq and is a predicted model, not a curated record. Gene Ontology annotation, cellular component: spindle microtubule; outer kinetochore. The transcript has 4 exons. Gene Ontology annotation, biological process: mitotic cell cycle; cell division; chromosome segregation.